Drosophila kikkawai is the source of this 1322-nucleotide messenger RNA. RefSeq lists its product as uncharacterized. Lineage: Eukaryota; Metazoa; Arthropoda; Insecta; Diptera; Drosophilidae. The record is from RefSeq and is a predicted model, not a curated record.
UUUAAAAUGUCUUUGUUGUUCAACAAAUAAUUUAAAAUUAAAAAAAAAAAAUCCAAGACUACAUUUUUACUAGAUACCUUUUUUAUAGAUUCUUAAAAUAUUACAUUCUUUGGAAUUUACAAAAGUAUGUUUAGGUAUUCUGGAUGAUUAAGUAAAUAAAUUGUUACACAAAAUGGCAAACGGCAAAUUUCUUGUGAAGACUCAAUGGAAAAUGUUAAUAUUUUCCGCCAGCAAAAACCCGAUGAAGAUAAACAAUCAGGAUAAGGAAGUGGUUGUGCUGGCAGGAUUGCAAUGGGGUGCCGGAUGGCUUGGGGUGGCAACUUGGAUCCAUCCUUGCCGUGUGCCGAGUGCAAGUGCCUGCGCGUUUAUAACUUUUCAACUGUUCAGAAAGUUGCCAGGAUAUUUGAACAUGCACAUGCACACACAUGAGGACCCUGCCAAAAGGACCAGUGCCAGGGACAACGACUCCGACCCAGUGACACAACAUGCCAAAACUCAGUCUAUUAGUUUGUCAGUUUAUAAAGAAACAUGCCCAAAAAGACCGACCGACAGACCGAGCCCCUUCAAUCCGCCUUCCUCUCCUGGUCCGCACCAAUUUUUGUUAAUUUCAACUUGAGCAGUAACCCACACACACAUACACACACGUACAGGGAGAUUCAUCCAAAGUUGAUGCUGGGAAAAUUCCAGAAAUUGAAAUGUGAAAACUCAAACAUUCCGAUGAUACAAAAAAAAAGGAAUGGCAAAAGAAAUACCCAACUCGAACAUCAUUUGCAGCAAUAAAGGAAGUCAGGAUACUCGACAGACGCAGCAGGAGCAACAGCAAUGCGUCAAAUGAAUUGAGGCGUGGUCGGUGGCGGAUGGGCGGAUAGCAAGUUGGGCAUGGAGGCGUGGGGCGUGGUUGGCGUCCCCACAGAACUCACUCACUACGACAUUAUCAUAAUUAAUUAAAAAAGUUUUUUAAAUCAAUUUCCAAAUGCCACGAAGUGUCUGCAAAGAUGUUUGAUGAACCGUGGCCAACGAGAGCAGCAGCUGAAAAAAUUGAUAACUUUGGCUUGUCAUGGACAAGGACGGAAUCGAGAACGGGAAUGAGAAUGAGAAUGGGAACGGAAUCAAAAGCCGGGUAAAAAUUCCAAAGCAUAAAAUGACUGCCAGCUUGAUCCACUCAAAAAUAUUCUGGAAAUUCCUCGAUUAGUAUUUGCAACGGGUCAAAAUGUCGGCAGUGAAUGGACUUUUAUCCAAAUGAAAUCAGAUGCGUUUUGGCCAGAUGCAGAAUAUUUUUGCAUAAGUUUUUCAUUAAAGAAAUAGGAUAGCCUUGAGGUAAA